This is a messenger RNA of Capsicum annuum, 1396 nucleotides long. RefSeq names its product ferredoxin, root R-B2. Gene Ontology annotation, cellular component: plastid. Bases 612 to 1064 code for a protein of 150 amino acids. Gene Ontology annotation, biological process: electron transport chain. Gene Ontology annotation, molecular function: electron transfer activity; 2 iron, 2 sulfur cluster binding. The record is from RefSeq and is a predicted model, not a curated record. The transcript has 2 exons. Lineage: Eukaryota; Viridiplantae; Streptophyta; Magnoliopsida; Solanales; Solanaceae.
AUCCCUUUAAAUUGGCUAUUUGGUGCAAAUUCUUGAUGACUCUCACUUGUCUCAUGGGCUAACCUUUGAGGUCCAAGUCGUAAAACAAACACGAUAAGAAACUUAAAAGACCACUCAUUUUCAACGCCACUUUCAUAAACUGUCCCUUUAUUUGGUGCAAAUUCUUUAUGACCCUCGUUUGUCUCAUGGGCUAACUUUCGAGGUACAACUCGUAGGGCAAGCACAAUAAGAAACUUAAAAAACCACUCAUUUUCAAUGCUAUUCUGUAAAUCAUCCCUUUAAAAUUGGCUAUUUGCUGCAAAUUCUUGAUGACCCCUGCUUGUCUUAUGGGCUAACUUUCGAGGUUCAACUCGUAGGGCAAACAUGAUAAAAAACUUAAAAAGAUCACUCAUUUUUAACUCCAUUAUCGUAAAUUGUCCCUUUAAAAUUGGCUAUUUGGUGCAAAUUCUUGCUGAGUACUGGCCCCAAAAAAGACAAAGUCACGUGCUGUGGGACCCAUAGGUUCACAAAGAUCACGUGACUGUGACAGCUAGUUUGUUUCUGAGUUCUUUUGACUUUCUUCCACUUGUGUUUGCCACUGCCGCAGUUUUAGCAAACAACAUUGUGCAGGUAUGUCGACGGUAAGCAUUCCUUCAGGUUCUUUGCUCAAAGUUGCACCAUCAAUUAGAUCCUCAACCUUUUCCAAGUCCCAAGUCUCUUUACGUUCCAUAAAGAGCGUUUCUAAAGCAUUUGGCUUGAAGUCGUCGUCCUCCUUCAAAGUCUCUGCAAUGGCAACGUACAAGGUGAAACUGAUCGACCGUGAUGGUAACGAGAAUGAAAUUGAAGUAGCCGAUGAUCAAUACAUCCUCGAUGCAGUGGAGGAAGAUGGAAUGGAGCUGCCUUACUCAUGCAGGGCUGGUUCUUGCUGUACUUGUGCUGGCCAGUUGGUUUCUGGAUCAGUUGACCAAUCCGAAGGUGCAUUUCUCGACGAUGAUCAAAUGGAGAAGGGCUACUUGCUGACUUGUAUUUCAUAUCCGAGAUCCGACUGUGUUAUUCACACACAUAAAGAAGAAGACGUCGUUUGAAAAUGUUCGAGUUUAUUUUUCUUCGAGGGGACCUCGAAAAUUGAAGAGUGGCACAAAUCUUGUGCCAUAAACGUGGAAAAGAAAUAAAUCAAGAAACUGUAUGCUAAUGGUGAUGAUAUCUGUGUCUGGUUUAUGGCACAAUGUUGCAAUUUGUUUUUUGGCAAACGUCAUAUCGAUUUAUAUGCGCAUAGUGGGAGCUUUAAUGCACCGGGCUGCCGUUUAUCCAUUUGAAAACUGUUGAACUUGGGUUUAUUGAACAUGUUUGAUGCUUUAUCAGAGUUUUGGUGUUUGUUCACUAUGGAUGAUAUUUUCUAUAUUAGAAGUUUGACUCA